AAAAAACCAGUAUGGGUUGAAAAAUUGGCAGAAAUUUUGGCUCACAUCUUCCUCAACCUAGACUGCCAAACUCAUAGAACCAAACAAACCCAGUAAAAAUCAAAGCAAAUGAGGAAAAGAUUGUUUAACUCUCUUUUAUCUUACUCAAAAUCACUGCAUUUUCCCCCUCGAAAUCCCCAACUUAAUCGCAUAAUCUUCCAAUUCAUUUCCACCUCUUCCCCUGCCAAUCUCGAUGGUUUAAUCGAUCCAGAUGACCCAUUUCCAUUACAAAACAACCCACGGGUCGAACCCGUUUCAGCCCAAGAUUUUGCUUUUCUAAGUUCUGAUUCUGGGACUUCAACAAAACAAAAAGUUAAUGCUCGUAAGUUUUCACUCGAUGCUGUUUUGAUUGCAAAUACCAUUUUGAGUGACAGUGGGGAAUUAUGGUACAGAACCCAGAUUUUUCUUAGGCAAUUUAGAGGAAGUAUCAAUGAAAAGUUGGUUGUUGAAGUUUUGAACUUGGUGAAAAUGAAACCUGAUUUGGCUGUUAAGUUUUUCAUUUGGGCUGGGAAGCAAAGUGGGUAUAGUCAUACUGUAAAUGUGAUUAAUUCUUUGCUUGAUUUAUUAGAGUCCGGUAAUGAUGAUCCUAUCCCAGAGAAAUUUUUGUUGGAAAUUAGGGAUGAUGAUGAAGUGAUUCUGAAAAAGUUGCUUAAUUUAUUGAUUGGAAAGUAUUGCAAAAAUGGGUUGUGGAAUAUGGCAUUAGAGGAAUUAGGUAGGCUUAAGGAUUUUGGUUACAAGCCAUCUAGAGUGACUUAUUGUGCUUUGGUUCAAGUGUUUUUGCAAGCUGAUAGGUUAGACACUGCUCAUUUGGUUUAUGGAGAGAUGUCGGAUGCCGGGUUUCGCAUGGAUGGUUAUACGCUGAGAUGUUAUGCUUACUCACUUUGUAGAACGGGGCAAUGGAGGGAAGCCCUUGCAUUGAUCGAGAAGGAAGAAUUCAAGGUGGAUACUGCUCUUUACACGAAAAUGAUAUCCGGGUUGUGUGAAGCUUCGCUUUUUGAAGAAGCGAUGGACUUUCUGAACAGAAUGCGUGCUGAUUCUUGUGUUCCUGAUGUUGUGACAUACAGGGUUUUGCUUUGUGGUUGUUUGAAUAAGGGGCAGCUCGAUAUGUGUAAGAUCAUUCUUAACAUCAUGAUUGCCGAAGGUUGUUAUCCAAGUCUUGGCAUAUUUAAUUCCCUUGUCCAUGCUUAUUGCAGAUCAGGAGAUUAUUCUUUUGCGUAUAAAUUGCUAAAGAAAAUGGUAAAAUGUGGAUGCCAACCAGGCCAUGUGGCUUACAACAAAUUGAUUAGUAGCAUUUGUGGCAAUGAGGAGUUACCUAGUUCAGAUGUGCUAGAAUUAGCUGAGAAUGCUUAUAGCAAAAUGCUUGCCGAUGGAGUUGUACUAAAUAAGAUUAACGUCAGCAAUUUUUCCAGGUGUCUAUGUAGUGUUGGGAAAUUUGAGAAAGCAUGUAAAAUUAUCCAUGAAAUGAUGCGUAAAGGCUUUAUACCUGAUACUAGUACAUACUCCAAAGUGAUUGCUCAUCUGUGUAAUGCCUCUAAAGUAGAAAACACUUUUCUUUUGUUUGAAGAAAUGAAAAAGAAUGGUGUCGUACCUGAUGUGCGUACAUACACGAUUUUAAUUGAUAGCUUUUGUAAGGUUGGUCUUAUAGAGCAGGCUCGUAACUGGUUUGAUGAGAUGGUAAAGGGUGGUUGUGCCCCUAAUGUGGUGACGUACACUGCUCUAAUACAUGCUUAUCUUAAAGCAAGGAAGGUGUCCAAGGCUGAUGAACUCUUCGAGAUGAUGUUGUCUAAAGGUUGCAAUCCAAAUGUUGUUACAUAUACAGCUUUGAUUGAUGGUCAUUGUAAAGCUGGGCAGAUUGAGAAAGCUUGUCAGAUUUUUGCUAGAAUGCAAACUAAUGCAGAAAUCCCGGAUGUAGAUUUAUAUUUUAAAGAGGUUGACAAUGAGGCCAAAACGCCAAAUGUUUAUACAUACGGAGCUUUAGUGGAUGGUUUAUGCAAGGUUUACAAAGUCAAAGAGGCCCAUGAAUUAUUGGAAGGCAUGUCAGCAUCUGGUUGUAAGCCUAACCGUGUUGUGUUCGGUGCUCUUAUUGAUGGAUUUUGCAAGGCCGGGAAGCUAGACGAAGCACAAGAGGUGUUUUCUGAGAUGUUGGAGCAUGGUUAUGAUCCAAAUACUUUUAUAUACAGCUCAUUAAUGAACAGGUUGUUUAAAGAUAAACGAAUGGAUCUUGCUUUAAAAGUCCUAUUCAAAAUGCUCGAAAAUUCUUGCACUCCUGAUGUUAUUAUUUACACUGAAAUGAUUGAUGGCCUAUGUAAGUCUGGUAAAACAGAUGAGGCCUAUAAGCUUAUGUUGAUGAUGGAAGAAAAGGGCUGCUAUCCUAAUGUGGUGACUUACACUGCAAUGAUAGAUGGCUUCGGCAAAGCAGGUAAAAUAGAUAAAGGCCUCGAGCUUUUAGAACAAAUGGGUUCCAAGGGUUGUGCUCCAGAUUUCGUGACAUAUAAGGUUUUGAUGAACCACUGUUGUAAUGUUGGCCAGUUGGAUAAGGCUCAUGAACUUUUGGAAGAGAUGACACAGACACACUGGCAGAGGCAUAUCUCAGGCUACCGCAAGAUCAUAGAAGGUUUCAACAAAGACUUCAUAUUGUCUCUUGGGCUCUUAGAUGAGGUUCGCAAAAGUGAAUCUCUGCCAGUUAUUCCUCUUUAUAGAAUGCUUAGUAAUAGUUUUAUAAAGGCUGGGAGACUAGAGGCGGCUUUACAGCUUCAUCAGGAGCUAGCAUCAUUUUCACGAGUUUCUACAGCAUACUAUAGUACAUGUAAUGCUCUUAUUGAGAGCCUUUCAUUGGCUGGCAACGUUAAUGAGGCUUUUGAAUUGUAUUCUGACAUGACAAGGAUGGGCCGAGUUCCUGAGAUAAGCACGUUUAUCCACCUUAUUAAGGGGCUCAUCACAGUGAACAAGUGGGACGAGGCACUUCAACUUUCAGAUAGCUUCUGUCAAAUGGAUAUUCAAUGGCUUUGAGAAAAAAAAAAAAAGACGCCUGAUGUGACUUAGGCUUUGUUGAACAUUUGGUUUUCCAGUUUACUGAUUGAUCACUGAGCGAUCGUCGAAAGUUAUACUCUGAGGUUGACUUUAUUGGUCGAGGAAUUGUUUUGCAUGUAUAAGAAAGCAGAAGGCAAGGCCACCAAUGCUUAACAAACCAAGAUAACAGUCUCUCAGAGACCUGGGUGAUCAUUUGAAAUCGCUUAGAAUUGGAAGCAAGCCAUGCCAGCUCAACCGAGUAUCAAUCAUUUAUUUACUCUUCAUGUUGCAUCAUUACUCAUUGCAUGUGGUACAAGUCGGCAUUAUUGCUCCGAACCCUACACUGCAAAACAACUCAGCCAGAAGAAACAGGUCUUACUCACUCAACUUGCUGAACCGAAGCGCUUCAAAGUUGAACUAACAUAAUGAAGAUGAUGGCAAGAACACUAAACAUAAUGAAGAUGAUGGCAAUGCAGUAUCAAGAUGUAUCCUGUUUUCUAGGUUUAUAAAAGGGUUUAUCAAACAAUAAAUCCAUGCCAUGAAUGAAUUAUUUUGCUUAUUGUACUUGGUCUGAUUUUCCUUUCUUUGGUACUUGUGUUUGGUAAGAGGAAAAGUGAAAGAAAAGGAGGAAACUGGAAAGUUAGAAAAAGAGAGUAUAUUUACAGAUUUUUCUUUCUGAACUUUUAAAAUAUAGAAUGAAAUCAAACCUAUUAUCUAA
Messenger RNA from Gossypium arboreum, 3766 nucleotides. RefSeq names its product pentatricopeptide repeat-containing protein At1g06710, mitochondrial-like. NCBI's taxonomy places the organism in Eukaryota, Viridiplantae, Streptophyta, Magnoliopsida, Malvales, Malvaceae. The record is from RefSeq and is a predicted model, not a curated record. Bases 109 to 3048 code for a protein of 979 amino acids. The transcript has 3 exons. Gene Ontology annotation, molecular function: protein binding.